Molecule: messenger RNA, 1447 nt
Organism: Ceratotherium simum simum (southern white rhinoceros)
Lineage: Eukaryota; Metazoa; Chordata; Mammalia; Perissodactyla; Rhinocerotidae
Source: RefSeq, a predicted model, not a curated record
AACAUUUUCCUUCUUUCCAAGGAUGUGUGACAGGAACGGCGGCCGGCGGCUGCGGCAGUGGCUGAUCGAGCAAAUCGACAGCAACAUGUACCCAGGGCUGAUUUGGGAAAACGAUGAGAAGAGCAUGUUCCGGAUCCCUUGGAAACACGCUGGCAAACAAGAUUAUAAUCAGGAAGUGGAUGCCUCCAUUUUCAAGGCCUGGGCAGUUUUUAAAGGGAAGUUUAAGGAAGGGGACAAAGCUGAACCAGCCACUUGGAAGACGAGGCUACGCUGUGCUUUGAACAAGAGCCCAGAUUUUGAGGAAGUGACAGACCGGUCCCAGCUGGACAUUUCCGAGCCAUACAAAGUUUACCGCAUCGUCCCCGAGGAAGAGCAAAAAUGCAAGUUAGGCGCCGUGACCCCUGGCUGUGUGAAUGAAGUCGCGGAGAUGGAGUGUGGGCGCUCUGAAAUCGACGAGCUGAUCAAGGAGCCUUCCGUGGACGACUACAUGGGGAUGGUCAAGAGGAGUCCCUCCCCACCAGAGGCCUGCAGGAAUCAGCUCCUCCCAGAGUGGUGGACACAGCAGCCCAGCGCAGCAGGCUUGUCGCUGGUGACGGGGUAUACCUCCUAUGACCCACACCAUUCAGCCUUCUCCCAGAUGGUCAUCAGCUUCUACUACGGGGGCAAGCUGGUGGGCCAGACCACCACCACCUGCCCCGAGGGCUGCCGCCUGUCCCUGGGCCAGCCGGGCCUGCCCAGCGCCAAGCUGUACGGACCCGAGGGCCUGGAGCUGGUGCGCUUCCCGCCGGCCGACGCCAUCCCCAGCGAGCGGCAGAGGCAGGUGACGCGGAAGCUGUUCGGGCACCUGGAGCGCGGCGUGCUGCUGCACAGCAGCCGGCAGGGCGUGCUGGUCAAGCGGCUGUGCCAGGGCCGCGUGUUCUACAGCGGCAACGCCGUGCUGUGCAAGGACAGGCCCAACAAGCUGGAGCGCGACGAGGUGGUCAAGGUCUUCGACACCAGCCAGUUCUUUCGAGAGCUGCAGCAGUUCUACAACAGCCAAGGCCGGCUUCCCGACAGCAGGGUGGUGCUGUGCUUCGGAGAGGAGUUUCCAGAUAUGACCCCCUUGCGCUCCAAACUCAUUCUCGUGCAGAUUGAGCAGCUCUACGCCCGGCAGCUGGUGGAAGAAGCUGGGAAGAGCUGCAGCGCUGGGUCCAUGAUGCAGGCUCCCGAGGAGCCCCAGCCGGACCAGGUCUUCCGGAUGUUUCCAGAUAUCUGUGCCUCACACCAGAGACCCUUUUUCAGAGAAAACCAACAGAUCACUGUUUAAGUCUCUCUCUCGGGCACCCCAUCCACGCACGUCUCGCCUUUCAUUAUUACAAUUACUGUCGUAAUUAUUUAAGGACGUGGAUCCCUCUGACCGGGGUGGGACGCCGUACUCUGCCCUUAAUUUAGGAAGGGCCUUCUCUGA